Molecule: messenger RNA, 813 nt
Organism: Aphanomyces astaci
Lineage: Eukaryota; Oomycota; Saprolegniomycetes; Saprolegniales; Verrucalvaceae
Exons: 4
Coding region: 1-813 (270 amino acids)
Source: RefSeq, a predicted model, not a curated record
AUGGCCCCAAGGCGCAAGCAAAUACGAAAGCUGCUGUUGAAGCCGUACCGACAGACACUUCUGCGGAAACAUUCCGAUCUCGGUCUAUGCUGCAGCGACCGUCAAUUCGCGCGGCAGGAGCAUAUUCCAAUUGCAACACUACGCGGGUGGCUUAAACAAAAGCACGAGUACCUGGAGUCAGUGAAACGGGGCAGCAACACGACUCUGGACGGACAUGGCCAGCUGGAGUCCGUCAGCAGCUUUGGCGCCGACCUCGUCAAAUUCAUGGAUAGCGUCCGUGACAUUGAAAAGUUCUUGACCACUGCACACGUCGUCACAUGGCUCAAGACACACCAACAGCCAUGGCUGGAUGCCUACCUCGACAGCAAGCCAGACCAGGUUCGAGCGUACAAAUGUCUUCUUGGGUGGUGCCAAGCUUUUGCCCACGGACACGGCUUCUCCCAGCGGGUACCAUGCGUGCCAAAGAAGACGCAGGCCGAGCUCCGCGCAACGCGUGUCGAGUACGCCAAGUCGUUCUGGCCAAAGUACACCGCUUAUGACCCCGCAUGCCUCCACGGCGCACAUGAGCUCGGAUUGGCGAGUCACCGGAAGUUGCCGCCAUUCGUCAUUGUCCAUGGCCAGCCGGGCGGUCUGGUCGAACAGACCGAACUGCCAACGUAUCCACGAGGAGCCAUCUAUGCGGUGCAAGAAAAUGCCUGGGUGGAUGAGCGGGUAUGGGACAUCUACCUCCGUGAAUUGCUCCGAUAUGAGAUCGAAGCGCCUUCGGUUGUUGUUGUUGACAAUCAGCGGCUUGCCAGCGAAGUGCCGUACUGA